This is a messenger RNA of Bradysia coprophila, 688 nucleotides long. RefSeq names its product SEC14 domain and spectrin repeat-containing protein 1-B-like. Gene Ontology annotation, molecular function: phosphatidylinositol-5-phosphate binding; phosphatidylinositol-3-phosphate binding; phosphatidylinositol-3,5-bisphosphate binding. The record is from RefSeq and is a predicted model, not a curated record. NCBI's taxonomy places the organism in Eukaryota, Metazoa, Arthropoda, Insecta, Diptera, Sciaridae.
ACAUCGCCCGUUGUUUGUUAAACAAGACAACCGAAACAAAUGGAGGCAGACGUUUUAAAUGCAUUACAAAGUCAAUCAGCUUAUCUGCCAGGCGGUCGUGAUCGAGAUGAACGACUACUGAUGCUAAUACCCGUUCCGAACGAACUGCAACCGUGGACAAAACAAAAUUUAGAUUUGUCAAUCAAGUUUUUAUUAUCCAUACUGAGCAAUGACAGUCUUAGUGGAGGACUCGUUGUGGUUAUCGAUGGCCAAAAAUGUUCAUGGCGUAUGGCAAGAUUGGUUAUACGGCAUGUAACAGCGUUAAUUGGCGAGAGUCUAUCCAACGUUAUUGUUGUUCGGCCAGACGCAUUUUGGGAUAAACAGCAUGUGGAAAACUGUGCGAAGACGCAAAAGAAAGGAGAGCCAAUCACAAUACCGAAAAGUCGCUUGUUCAAACAUUUUGAAUUAUCUGAACUUCCAGAAGAACUAGGUGGGACACUGGCUUAUAAUCAUGAACAAUGGCUAUGCAAUCGUAUUCGCAUAGAAGAAUUUAAAAAGUGCUUUGAUAAAGCAAUCAAUGACCUAGAAAAUUUGCAUGUUAUUUGCUCGACAAUAAGUCUAUCCGAGCCAAUGAAACCGAUCAAGCGAUGAAAUAUUGCACCAAAAUGAAUGAUGAUGUGCAAAAAGCAAUUCGAUCAGUAAUUGAUAA